Molecule: messenger RNA, 1914 nt
Organism: Podospora pseudocomata
Lineage: Eukaryota; Fungi; Ascomycota; Sordariomycetes; Sordariales; Podosporaceae
Exons: 3
Coding region: 1-1914 (637 amino acids)
Molecular function (GO): catalytic activity
Source: RefSeq, a predicted model, not a curated record
AUGAAGAAACACCAGAUCAGCCUCGAAAACAACCACAUCAACGACCGCCUGUUGGACUUGUGCACCUCAACUCAAAGCGUCUCAUCCCUCAUUUCUCAAGACCCUACAAUAAGUCCUGCGGACGCAUGGGAAAAGUUGUAUGGCAGAACCGCGCUGGCGAGUGCAGAAAACGAGAAAGAGCAUGCAAAUGGAGCAAUAGACGGGGACCUGUUGGAGCUGAAGAAGGCCGAGAUGUGUGGGAGAUGGGGAGACACGAAGCCGAGUGAGCUCUUUUUGAAGAUCUAUCAUGAUGCACUGUGCACGCUCAACGAGGAUCCUUCUCGGGGAAUGGUCAGUCCUUCGCUGAUGGGGUCCCACGGGACCAUUCCGCUAACUAUCAUUUCGACCAUACCCGACAUAUGUCGGCACAUUGCCAACGUCAUCGUGCGAGCCCAAACAGAGGUCUUUUUGGCAACAAACUACUGGCAAAAUGGUGCAGCAUCUGCCUACAUCACGGAAGCUAUCCGUGAGCUAGACCGCCGUGGAGCUGCCAGGGGUGGCCCAAGGGUAAAGGUCAAGAUCAUAUACGACCGAGGUAGCCCAAAACAAGUGUUCAAGCCACGUUAUUUCGUAUCGGAGAAGGACUUUGCCGGACCAAACGUCAACUUGCCUCGACGAUCAGAGAUCCCGAAUCUCGAGAUGGACGUGGUCAACUACCACCAGCCAGUCAUGGGUACCUUCCACGCUAAGUACGUGGUUGUCGACCGCAAGAUUGCGCUGCUCCAGAGCAACAAUGUCCAGGACAACGACAACCUGGAGAUGAUGAUCCACCUGGAGGGCCCCGUUGUCGAUUCUUUUGUCGAUGUCGCCCUGCUCUCCUGGGGCAAGCCCUGGGAUGGCUUCAGUGAAGUCCAAGAAGAGAUUGAACAAGCCGAUGGAAGCAUGGCAGCAGUAGCAAACGGCCGCGCUGUUUUGCCAGAUGCCAAUACCCUACCUCUCGACAGCAGCCUCCACACUCCGUCCCGCCCUCACCACGAUCCGGAUGUCGCCUCCGAAGUCGCCCGCUUCAACUCCUUCCUCACCCCGACCACGAACAAAACCCACCUCGACGCGGUCAACGCCCUGCUCAACCACACCACCAAUCCUUCCCUUCGCCCUGACCCAACCCUCAACCCUGAUCCUCCCGAGCCUGACCGCUUCACGCCUUACAUCCCGCAUUCCACCUCUCCCUUUCCCAUAGCACUAGUCACCCGCUCCCCUUACGGGCCCCCAACCCACCACUCCCUCCUCAACCCCCAAAACGCCGCCUGGCUCUCCGCGCUCAAACACGCUACAAAGACAGUCUUUAUCCAAUCCCCCACCCUCAACGCGGAACCGCUCAUCCCGGCCAUCAUCGAGGCCUGCGAGCGCGGGGUGGAGGUGACGUGUUGGAUAUGUCUGGGGUACAACGACGCGGGUGAGCUCCUACCCCAUCAAGGGGGUCACAACGAGAAGAUUGCGAAGGAGCUGUAUGGCUCUUUGUCAGAGGGUGGGAGGGAGAGGUUGAGGUAUGGGUGGUAUGUGGGGAGGGAUCAGACCGUGCCGAUUGUGCAGAGCAGGAGGGGGAGGUCGUGUCACGUCAAGAUCAUGGUUGUUGAUGGGGAGGUGGGCGUGAUGGGGAAUGGGAAUCAGGAUACGCAGAGUUGGUUUCAUAGUUGUGAGGUUAAUGUUUUGGUUGAUAGCAGGGAGGUUUGUGGGGAGUGGGUAAGGGGGUUGGGGAGGAAUCAGAAUACGGGGGUGUAUGGGCGGUUGGAUGGGGAGGAGGGGGUUUGGAGGGAUCGGGAGGGGAAAGAGGCGGAGGGGGCGAUUGGGCCUGGGGCUGGGGGAGGGGGGAUGGGGUGGGUUAGGGGCGUUGUUGGGGCUGUUAGGAGGGUUAAGGGGACGGGCGGGUUUUAG